GAGCGAGGGUGGGAGAGAGAGAGAGGGAGAGAGGAGGGGGAGAAUCGGUUACCGGGUCACGAUCGUCGAAAAACGUGGUUUUCCGUCAACUGGCCAUUUAUACGUGUACUUAUACACAGGCUGCAGAUAAAGCCCUGUCUGUGCUCAGUAAUAAGGAAUAAUCGAAAUGACCGCAAUGCAUCCAAAACGUCGUGACCUUCGCUAACUUCGGGAGGCGAGCCCACGGACACGGUGUGGAAGACGCUCGUGGGCACGAUGGCGAGAAUAAGAAGAUGAGUCGCGGGCAUUCGCGCAGCGCGCGGCUCGGACGCGGUCGCCGCACACAGAUCUGAGGCGCACUGCGCGCUCCAUUGCGGGCGGAGGGCUGAGUAACGUCCGCGGAGCCGCUCGCGCCCGCGGCGGGAGUAAUUCAGCGCGCGCACAUUUAUAUGGAACCGACUGUUACAACGAUGCCGCAGAUGAUCGCUCAAUCAAUUAGUUAAUUAAAUGGCAGCAAUCGAAGCCGAAGGUGGUUGGGGUUCAGACCCUGCGCCUCCCCCUCUCCUUCGCCCUUGCUGAGAUGUUCUCGAUAUUCCUGGAGAGCGACGGAAUAAAUAAUCGCGGUGAGAUCGCAGACGCGAAGGCCACCUUCUCCCACCGAGCUUCUCAAGGAUAUAAAGGCCACCAUCAUCAGCAGACACGGUACCGCUGAUCUCGGUUCGGCACCGGGAGACCGUGAUCGCUCGGGUCGGGGAGACAGGGACACCAAGGAAGGAGGAGGAGGAGGAGGAGGAGGAGAGGCCACCUCAACCUGCAUGCCACGGAGGAGAAGAAGAAGUGGAGCCGGCAGCUCCGGGGCCACCGCCGGGGUCACCAUAUAGCUUUAAGGGUGGUGGUGGUGGUGGUGGUGGUGCGGGGGUCUCCAUGAAGAGCAUCUGACAGGACGGAUCUCGGCCCUGCGCCCGACCUGGUCCUCAGCCUGAGACUUGGUCCUGGUCCGACGGCUGCUGUGUGGAAGUUUUGAUGCAUAUGAUCACAACCACGAUGAUCUUCAUGAUUCUCGGGGCUUCAGUUGUGAUGGCGAUCGCGUGUCUGAUGGACAUGAACGCACUUCUGGACCGCUUUCACAACUACAUCCUGCCGCAUCUGAGAGGGGAGGACCGCGUCUGUCACUGCAACUGCGGGAGGCAUCAUGUUCACUAUGUGAUCCCAUACGAUGGGGACCAAUCUCUGGUGGACUCUUCUGAGAACUACUUUGUGAGUGACAGUGUAACCAAGCAGGAAAUGGACCUGAUGUUGGGGCUUCUGUUAGGCUUCUGUAUCAGUUGGCUGCUGCUGUGGCUUGACGGGGCAUUGCACUGUGCCGUGAGGGCCUGGAGGAGCAGCCGCCAGUAUGAUACCCCUUCCUGGUCGUGGCUUCCAAGGUUCUGUAACCUGCGGGACCUGCGCAGACGUGCGCACUUGCGUCAGCUCGAAGACUCCAGUGGAAACAUGGUGCACAUCAAGCAGAAGCUCUACCACAACGGACACCCCAGCCCUCGUCACCUCUGAGACUCUGUAGAGCUGCUGCCCUCAGACUGUCCCAUCUGUCCCCUACUGUCCCAUCCAGGCUGCUGCCUUGGAGACUCUGGAAACACAAGCUCAGACACAGUCCAACAACUAUCCAUCUCGACUGCCCUUUGAUAAAGGAAGGAAACUUUAGGUAAUUCUAGACUCUGAGAUCACUUAUUUUGCUAGGUGAUGCUGCAUUUGUGAGGGGGGUUUGUGUGCAUGGAUACAUUUCUGGUGUCUCGCAUUGGAACCUGACAGGGUGGCACAGCGCUAGGCUGAAGAAGAGAAGUUUCGGGGGGAAGUAAGGGUAGGGGGGUCAUUUUCAGGGCAAGCACAAGGAGUGGUUGGACUCUGGGCAGUAAAUUUACUGAGUCCUAGGAUUUUUUUUCUGAUGAUAGCAAUUGCUGAUUAUGUAAAUAGGAUCUUAGAUGAUUUUAAAACAAGUAAUCUUUGGUGUGGGUGAAACAGGACUGAGGUGGGGAGAGGAAUAAGGUAGAAGAAAUGGGAAGGGGAGCAGAAAGUAGAGGACACAGAUGAGAACAGGUGUGAAUGCCGUAUUAUAGAAAAUUAUUUGCUGUCAUUUACUUUAAAACUAGGGCAGGUCUCUUUCAUUAUUCCACGUCAAAUGGGAAAGAGGAAAGGAAGAUUUUCUACACUGUGCCAGUGGUCUACACUCAGUGCGAAAUAAGACGCAUCAGGAGUUCUGUGGUGAGGAAAGAGGAUCCUGGGGGGUGGUGAGAAUGCAUAGGUACCUGGUGCUCCUUUCCAAAGCUCCCUGUUCAAAGCAACCAGUGUCCAUGGUCUUCCUGGAAAACUGUGCCCUUCCACUAUUGUGACGCUUGUUUGGUUAGAAUGGUCUAAGGCAGGACAGAGAAGACACUGCAGCCCUGUGUGUGUGGGUUCAGGCAUGAAGGCGCCAGGCAUGAGAAGCAACGUCACCCUCUUCUCUCCGAGAUGAAAGGCACAAGAGCGAAAAAUGAAGGACGUGGGUGUCUUUUUUUUUUUUUUUUUUUUAACUGGUCUUCCUUCUUUGUCCAUUUCGUCUGCCUCGGUGUCUGCCCCUACUGGUGAACCACCAAACAAACACAAACGAAAAAAGCCCUACUGAGAUUCAGAAAAAUCCUUUUUUUCAGGGAAUACCAGCUCAUUAAUUGAAUAAUUAUUUUUGGAAAAAAAAUUAUACGAACAUUUCAACCAUGAACUUGAUAUGGUUGAUAGGACUAUUUGACAUGAUUCCAUUUUUAACAGAUAUUUGAUUACAAUGUAUGGGCUUGACUGAGUGUUUGUGCAUGACUAGCAUCUGCGUGUGUGACUCGGAGGCUAUGCGACUGAGCAGCUCCCGGCCCCAGCGGACCUGUAGGCGUUUGUGUCCCCAAGCGAAGUGGGGUGGAUCUGAUGUGGGUUAGCUCCGGCCAGUCCCCUCCCACUUGUUCAGACCCCGUCCUUUUUUUCGCUCCAACUUCCAGCCCUCCCCAGACCUCACACCCAGUCCAGACAUUGCUGUUGUGUAGAUGACAUGUCUGUGUUUUAUUAAAAGUGCCACUGAAGUACAACAGCGGGUUUAGUGUUUGAUUGUAUGGAUCUUUAGCACCAAGCAUGUGCAUAAAGGGGUUCUACAAAAUACUGAAAAGUACGGGCAGUCCCCAGGUUACGAACAUCCGACUUACGUACAAACUGUAGUU
Scleropages formosus (Asian bonytongue) is the source of this 3212-nucleotide messenger RNA. RefSeq names its product transmembrane protein 240b (gene tmem240b). The record is from RefSeq and is a predicted model, not a curated record. NCBI's taxonomy places the organism in Eukaryota, Metazoa, Chordata, Actinopteri, Osteoglossiformes, Osteoglossidae. Bases 1003 to 1530 code for a protein of 175 amino acids. The transcript has 4 exons.